AUGACUCUCACUGACCACCCAAUUGACACCCCUCCCCGCGCUCCAUCGCCCGUCCACGGCUUUGGCACACUUGCCGUACACGCCGGCUCACCUCAUGACCCCACAACCGGUGCCGUAAUUGAAGCCAUCUCCCUCUCGACCACCUUCGCACAAACCGCCGUUGGAAAGCCCGUAGGCCUCUACGAAUACUCGCGCUCCUCGAACCCGAACCGUGAUAACUUUGAGAGAGCAGUUGCAGCACUCGAAAAUGCAAAGUAUGCUCUCUCCUUCGCAUCUGGGUCUGCCACCACGGCGGUGAUUCUGCAGAGCCUGGCGGCUGGAAGCCAUGUCGUGAGCGUGAGCGAUGUGUAUGGAGGGACCCAUCGGUAUUUCACGCAGGUGGCGAAGGCGCAUGGGGUGAAAGUCACUUUUACACCGGAAAUCGAGGUUGAUAUUAGAGAGCAUAUUACGCCCGAGACGAAGCUGGUAUGGAUUGAGACACCUUCGAAUCCGACUUUACGACUUGUGGAUAUCCGAGCUGUAGCUACGCAGGCACAUGAACACGGUAUUUUGGUUGUGGUGGAUAACACCUUCAUGUCUCCAUAUGUGCAAAACCCUCUCGACCACGGAGCCGAUAUCGUCGUCCACUCGGUUACGAAAUACAUCAACGGCCACUCAGAUGUGGUGAUGGGCGUAGCGGCUUUCAACUCAGAUGCGAUGAAGGACAGAUUGGGAUUCCUGCAGAAUGCAAUUGGUGCCAUUCCCAGCCCGUUCGAUUGCUGGCUUGCGCAUAGAGGCCUGAAGACACUGCACUUGAGAGCGAAAGAGGCGACAGUUAAUGCUACAGCCGUAGCAAAAGCACUCGAAAGCAGUCCGCAUGUCAUUGCUGUCAACUACCCUGGUCUCGAUUCCCACCCACACAGAGGUAUCGCAAGAAAACAACACAGAAAUGGUAUGGGCGGUGGCAUGCUCUCUUUCCGCGUCAAAGGUGGUCAUGCCGCAGCUGAACGAUUCUGCCAGACCACCACCAUAUUUACCUUGGCGGAGAGUCUGGGUGGUGUAGAGAGCUUGGUCGAGGUCCCAAGUAGCAUGACGCAUGCAGGUAUUCCCAAGGACCAGCGGGAGGCAGUGGGUGUCUUUGAUGAUUUGGUGCGGAUUAGCUGCGGCAUUGAGGAUGCGGAAGAUUUGAAGGCCGAUGUACUGCAAGCUUUGGAGAAGGCGGUCGUAUCCCCGAAAAUCUCGCAUGGGCUGAAUGGGUUUGCUAAUGGGUAUAUUUCCUGA
Hyaloscypha bicolor E is the source of this 1260-nucleotide messenger RNA. RefSeq lists its product as uncharacterized. Gene Ontology annotation, cellular component: cytoplasm. The coding region runs from base 1 to 1260 and encodes 419 amino acids. The transcript has a single exon. The record is from RefSeq and is a predicted model, not a curated record. Gene Ontology annotation, molecular function: cystathionine gamma-lyase activity; pyridoxal phosphate binding. Lineage: Eukaryota; Fungi; Ascomycota; Leotiomycetes; Helotiales; Hyaloscyphaceae. Gene Ontology annotation, biological process: transsulfuration.